UCGUCGGGAUGGCGGCUCUCUUGUGUUUCCCUGGCUUUCGUGUGUUCUUUAGGAUAAGAAGGCGCCAAGAGAACAGUUUUUUCGAAGGGGGCUCGGAAACUGAUGGGACCCUGUGGGGGUCUCUCGCCCUAGAGUGGUGAUGGUGCCCACUGUGGCCGGGCAGCCUGGUCCUUGCGGGCGCCGCCUGGAGAGCGGUAACCAGGCGCCUUCUCCAAAAGCGUCGUCGUCGUUUGACAAGGUUGAAGAAAAUGCCUCUGUCUCAGGAUAGCAUCCUACGGUCAUCCUGCAGCAGGAAGCUUUGCAGGAACCUCUUUGGGCCAGUUGAUCACGAACAGCUCCAGAAUGACUUCCAGUCCUCGAUGAAGGUGGAGCGGGAAGAGGCCAAGAGCAAGUGGAACUUUGACUUUGAAACAGAAACCCCGCUUGAAGGGGACUACAAAUGGGAGAAGGUCUCCCACAUCAAUGUGUUGUCACCUCAAGAUCUGCUGAGCCCCUCGAAGGAGAACAGUUGUGCCAGAGACAAGAGCCUGAGCUCCCCAGUGCUUCUCAAGGUACAUGCGAAGACAGACAAUCCUGGGCAGGGGAGCUUAGAGACUGAGUCCUCAAGGCAUUUGAAACGAAAGCAGACCAGCAUAAAAGACUUUUACAGCUCAAAACGGAGAACUGUCCCAUACAAAUCAAAUCCCUGAUGCUGCAAAGCAACCAACAUCCUUCUACAGUUUCUUUGCUGCAGAUGCUGUCUUCACUAUUUGCUGAAGUGUCCUAACUGGGAACAACACCCAAUGGAGUCACCAAGACAACUGUUUGAAGGAGCAAUUCACCAGAAUUGGGACCUUUGCUCUGAAGACUUUUGCUAGCCUCAUCUAUUGCAUAAAACUGCUUAGUGGACAUAACACAUGGGAACAUUGUAGAACUUCUCUUAUUUAUGAGUAGCACUAGAGACUGAUGUGCAAUGUAGUAUUGUAAAGUCUUAUCUUAAAACAGUUUUAAUGUGGCUGGGGAAGAUGUGUUUAAUGUGGUAACUGCAAUGAACUGGCAUGAUGGUUGCAAUGAAGGAUGAGAGCCAGUUCUAGUUGUGGCUGAGAAUCCUGUUUAGCACAGUAGCCACUUGCCAUCUUUCAUGUAUUUGCCUCAGGUAAAAGAUUGCUUGUAUUCUA
Messenger RNA from Sphaerodactylus townsendi, 1157 nucleotides. RefSeq names its product cyclin dependent kinase inhibitor 1A (gene CDKN1A). The coding region runs from base 249 to 689 and encodes 146 amino acids. Gene Ontology annotation, molecular function: cyclin-dependent protein serine/threonine kinase inhibitor activity. The record is from RefSeq and is a predicted model, not a curated record. Lineage: Eukaryota; Metazoa; Chordata; Lepidosauria; Squamata; Sphaerodactylidae. Gene Ontology annotation, biological process: signal transduction by p53 class mediator; regulation of mitotic cell cycle. The transcript has 3 exons. Gene Ontology annotation, cellular component: nucleus.